Meriones unguiculatus (Mongolian gerbil) is the source of this 10635-nucleotide messenger RNA. RefSeq names its product chromosome 10 C16orf78 homolog (gene C10H16orf78). The coding region runs from base 8269 to 9081 and encodes 270 amino acids. NCBI's taxonomy places the organism in Eukaryota, Metazoa, Chordata, Mammalia, Rodentia, Muridae. The record is from RefSeq and is a predicted model, not a curated record. The transcript is spliced from 10 exons.
GAAGUCAUGGUGGCAGGACCAUGAGGCAUCUGAUUUGUGUCCACAGUCAAGAAGCAAAGAGAGAUGAAUGCCAGUGCCCAUGCUUUCUCCUUUUCAGUCUGGUACUCAAGACUGUGGAAUAGUGUCAUUCAGGCCAGAUUUCUAGGACCAAGCCAUGCAGGACACAGCUGAUGGAUUCUGGUCACCUGGGCUCCAAUCCCAGCUCUACUUCUCGUUGGUGCCAGGCUGGUCAUUCAACCCCUCUAUGCUUCAGCUUCCUCUUCUGAAAACUGGGACACCAAGACAUGCCCACAGGCUUGUUAAGUGAGUUCACACCUAUGAAAACACCAAAUAAAGGCCAACUUGUAGAAUUUUCAUAUUUUAGGCAUUAAGAAAACAUUUUUACAACUGGAAUAUCAAAAGAGAUGGAAACCCUGAGGAAUACUCUGGCUUUAACAAGGUACUCAUCCUGAGGAUCCUGAGUUCCUGACCUGAAUAGUCACCUAGAACUUUAACGAUCGUGGGUGCCUGCUCAGAGUGAGAGCUGGACUGUGUUUUGUUGCUUGGAUGGGAGGCCACGCUUCUCUUACGGUUCACCUGGUUGAUGGGCCAACGGGCAGAUAGAUCAAAAGCAGCUUCUGGCAUCACUGAACAGCCUCUGGCAUCAGUGGAGCCUGCCCUAUGGAGCUCUGCGGCGCACUGAGUGGGGACAUUCACCUCUCGCUUUGCCACUUAGCAGACUAACUCCAAGGGAAGGCAGGCGCAUGAUCACCCCCAUAACUCAUCUGCCUGGGCCUCGGGAGGAACUGAGAAGAUUGCAGCUCAACAGCCAGGCUGGGGUUGGGGUAACAGCACGUAAAGGGAUGCUAAAUGGGGUGUGCAAGCUCUCACAACACUCACGGUGUCCUUACUGAUCCCAUCUUGUUUUGAAAUGUGGGUCUUCUGUUGAACUUGAACUUAUACUAUUUAUUUUUAAAAUAUUGCAUUAAUGGAAACAGAGGCUAAACACCCAUGUUCACAGCCCAUCAGUCACAAUAGCAGAAAGGGGAAGUAACUGCCUGGCAGGGGGUGAGUGGAGAAAGGAAAUGUGGUACAGCAUAUAAUGGGGUAUUGUUCAGGCCUGGAAAGGAAAUUCUGACACACUGCAGCACAGAUGAACCUUGAAGACACUGCACUAAGUGAAAUAAGCCAGCCACAAAAGACAAAGACCCCACCUGCCAUAGUUUGGAUCUGGAGUGUCCCCUGAAGGCCCAUUUAUUAAAGGCACCUGUAUUGCUGUUAUAAGGUGGUGGGGCCUUUAAGAGGUGAGCAACAUGGACUAGGUGUUUGGGGAGAGUUUUAGUUAGGAAAGAUGAAGUCUGGCAAAAGUGUGUGUAUACUUACUGCCUUCCAUAGUAAAAUAGCAUAUGCUGUUACAGUUUUGAACAGGUGCCCAGCUGAUGGUGCCAUAUUGGAAGGCCAUGGAGCCUUUGGCACGUAGGCCCUGGCUGAAAAUACCCACCCUAGAACGAGUCAGUCCCCAGCCUCCUGCAUUCAAGGAAUACAGGGAGUGAGAGACAGAGCUGUGGCUUACCUUCGUAACCUCAAAGGAAGCAGUUACCAGCUUUAUCAGCCGCCCCUGACAGUUGAUAUUUUCUACAUAUUUCCCGAGCUCUUAGCCACUGUGUGGCUCUCUCCUCACAAUGGCCCUGUGAACCCUAAAAUUCACAGGUCCAAGGAAACUGAGGCAGAGAAUUUAAAAACCCUGCCAACAUGGGCCACUUGAAGCAGAGCUGUCCACACACCUGUCUUGUCUCACACUGCCAGGAAAUGAAGAGAGCUGUGUCCUUUCUCCCACCUCCAAGCUCAUCACAGGUUUUUGCCUGUCCCCAGGAGCAGCACCUUCCCCAUUUCCUGCCACAUGCCACUCCAAAUGUUGAAGGACCGCCUCCUGCCUCUUCAGCCCCGCCCCCUGGGUACCUCGCAGGACUGGACAUACCUCUCCCACCUGGGCCUUCAGGUGUAAAGUUGGCAGAGAGAAAGCUGGGAUCCUGCUGGCUUGCUUGAGACAGCCACAGUGGGGGUUCCCGGACCUCCUGCCGCCUCGGGUGGCCCCAGGCAGACACGUGCCACAUCUCCGCUGACUCCAACAGAGAAGUCACCCAUCGUCGCCGAUUGCCAUCAUGCUGUGAUUAGUUAAUCACCAAGCCCGUGAAGCUUUUAAUUAACCGCCAGCCCUGCUCGGGCAGCUGUUCCACAAACCACAUCUGAUCUCUGUCCCAGUCCCAGCUGACGGAGCGCUUCCAUCAUGCGCUGACGCUUGCGAGUAGCGAUGCUGCGGAGAUGGCUGCAGCCACAGCUACAGCCCUAACGGAAGGCACCAGCCGCAGGAGAGAGAGAAGACAGCCACCCUGGAGUAGGCCGUCAGCUGUGGAAGGGUGCCUGUGGAGAGUGGCACAUCUCUUAGGAACCUCAGAUGGCCAACUGCCAAUUUAAGCAAAGAAAGAACUGGUGUUCUGUGCCAGUCUGCACACGAGGAAACUGAAAGCAGAUCUCCCCCAUGUCAAACCAAUAACGAGACGACGGCUUCCCAGGAGGACCCGGUGAAGGCCUCCUGAUUCCUGACCCACAGAAACUGUGAGGUCACCAGCGUUUGUUUUAAGCCAUUGAGCUGGGGGAUAACUUGUCACUGGUACAGUCCCUCGCCACAUGGAGACCCUCAGCGGAGAACCCAUAGCUUUGGCUGAAGUACGUGAUCAGAUCCUGUCAACCAAUCAUGCAGAGGCAAAGUCAGUGGGAACUACUGUCCCUACAUGUGAAAAACAAAAAUAUAAAAAUGUUUAGGUUCAUUUUAAGGCAGAGAAUUCAUAGCCUGUCUCCAGGCAGGGAUCGCGUGGUUCCUAAAACCCAGGUAAUUUCUGAGGCAAAGAAAACAAAUGGGUAAACAGAAUUGAUACAGACAGGGGAUCGGAAUCCAAGAAGACUGAAUCUGAAGAAGUUUCCCACAUUUCUCAUAGGUAGUAAGCUCUUGCUGUAUGCAUAUAUUACAGAAUUGCCCAACCAGGGUAUUUAGCCUACACAGUGUGUACUUAUUAAUGUGUUGUGACAAUAUUUUAGUGUCCAGCUUCCAACAACAACAACAACCACAAGAAACACCUAUGAAGUACACACUGGGUGUGGGAAGGCAUGCCUGUAACCCCUGAACCUGGGAACAUGAGACAAGAGGAUCUUAAACUUGAGGCUAGCUUGGGCUACAUAGUGAGACCCUCUGUAAAUAGAUAAAUAUUUAGGUGUAUAAAAAGAGCAUGAAUAUGAGACACAUAUUUAGGAGAAUAUUGCAAGGGGAAAUUGUCCUUAAGUGUCCACAAAUGUGUUUAGCAAGGACUACAUUAAAAGAAUUAGAGGGACUCAUGUUUUAAAUUUUAAAUAAAAUGGUAUCAAUAAUAAUACAGUGGAGGACAAUUAAAAUAAAGAGAUAGAUGCUAUGAAAAUAAAUGGAAAUUCUGGAAUUGAAAGGUACUACGGAAAUACAGCACUUACUAGAAAUAUUAUGAAGCAGAUUCUACAUGGCAGAAGGAAGGACCAAUGAACCUGAAGACAUAGUAAUUAAAAACUAUGCUUGUUUAAAGGAUGGAAAUUAAGAACACAAUUCAAGAAAAAUUAGGAGCUUUAGGAAGUAGUGAGGUAGCAUCAAGAAGCCCAAGGCAUGACGGGAGUCCUAGAAACAAGAAAUGCAAAAGAGAACAAAAGAAAAAGGCACAGGAAAAUGUUGGAGAGUAACAAUGGUCCAAAACAUUAAAUACUCUUGCGGAUUAAAUGAGAAUGUCCCCACAAUGAGACCCAAUGCCUUAUCUCCAGAUGGUAGGGUUAUUUUGAGAAUUGGUAGAAACUACAAGAAGCAGACCCAGGAGAAAGAAGCAGGUCAUUGGAGUGGGGCCCCCACUUCUAUCAACUUAUAAUGCACCCAGAAUCAUGGAGCCAAGGGCCAUGAACUAGAAGUCUGGAGCCAGGAACCAAAAUAAAUCUUGCCUUUUAAAGCUGUUUGUCUUAGGCAGUUGGUCACAGUGAUGAAAAAGUAACUUUUAAUACAAUUCUGAGCAGUUCCAAAAAGCCCCCAAAAUAAUAAAUUAAAAAAUGGUAUAUGCCACACACAAACACCCAAAACAUGAAAACAAAGGUAGAGGUCAUCAAGAAAGAAGGCAAUCCUGAGCACAGACAGGAAAGCAACAUCAACAAGGGACUCAAAGACACCUGGCCCAAGAAUUCCACCUCCUAGCAAUGCUUUCUGUAAAAAUGAAGGGAAUAAACAGAUUGCCACAUAGCGACAAAACUCAUCGUCGACAUCUGAAAAGUGAAUUAUGUUAGUUCCAAAAACAAACAAACAAAACCCACCCUACCUAUGAGCCCAUUUAUACAACAACCAAAACAGGCAAACCCAGUAAUUUAGAAGUUAGCUGCCCCUGAAGGUAGCCAGUGAGUGGUGUGCCAAGGGAGGUGCCAAGGUGCUAAUCCCAUUAAUGCUUUGUUGCCAAAAACAAGUGGUAUUGGGCUAAAUAUGCUUAUUAUUUGUCCUAUAAUUAUUCUGGCAAUGUUAUUUAGUCCAUGAUCAUAAUCAAGAAGAGACAGACACAGUUACAUUUUAGAUUUGCCUUACUUCGUCUUGGGCUUGGCGUAUAAUUCACCUAUGCUCUCUCUUAUCUCCCAGGCUGCAUCCCAUUCCACCUGCUUUUAUCAUUUUCAACUGGACUACCUCCCAGGGCUUGGCGGAUAAUUCACCUAUGCUCUCUCUUAUCUCCCAGGCUGCAUCCCAUUCCACCUGCUUUUAUCAUUUUCAACUGGACUACCUCCCAGGGCUUGGCGCAUAAUUCACCUAUGCUCUCUCUUAUCUCCCAGGCUGCAUCCCAUUCCACCUGCUUUAAUCAUUCCCGAUUGGACUAUCUCCCAUUCAGAAUUCCAUAAGUACUUGCUUAUUCUUCAUCUGGGUCACUUUCUCUAUCCACACCGUCCUUGGAGUCCUUCCUCCCAGCCAGCCCACAUGGUUCUCUCUCCACCUAGCCCAUGGUGGCUUCCUCCUCUCCUCCUCACUCCUUCCCAAGAUUCUCUCUGUCCCAAGCCCUCUAACCUUAGCUCCACUCACCUCACCUUUUCCCUGCCCAGGUCCCCUUCUUUAAUUUACCAAUUAGGCAGUUUUACACAACAAGACAAAGUGCAUCUGGGCAGUAACCAGAUCCUGAGGACCAGUAAUUAGCAUCAAAAUACCAGCACCAGAGCAAUCCCCAACAAUGUUUUCAGUUGUGAGUCUGGCAGACUGACUGCAUUCAUAGUUUACCCAAAAAGCUGAUCGUAUCCUGUUGGGAUACCUUAUUGCUUCCUGUGUUUCGCUGGCAUUUCCCAUCUGAGCAGGACUUCUGACCUCCAAGGUCCUGUAUCAGCAUCAUUUCCCACCUAGCCAUCACUGCUUUUGUUGUUCCUUGAGUAUGAUAUGCCCUCAUUCUCACCCCAGGGCACAUGCUUGUCCAUCUGGAUGUGGAUUGUGUAUUGGUGGAACCAGAAUACCAGCGCUCACACUGCCUGGUAGCAAAAAUGCUAUAAACAGAAACAAAUGAAUUUUUUAAAAUUAAUUCUUUGAAAAUUUCAUACAAUGUAUUUCACUACCCACCUAUGUGUCCUCUUUUUUUUUUUUUUUUUGUUUGUUUGUUUUUUAAAUCCUAUCAAGUUCAAGUUGUACUGCCCAUUUACUCUUAGGUGUGUAGCUGCCCACUGGAGUGUGGUUGAUCUUUGUGAGCCCACACCCUUAAAAGACAAACAAAAAAAACCUGACUCUCCAGCUCCCAGAAUUAAGCAAUAGCUGCUCAGCUAGGGGUGGGACUUCAUAUCCGCUCAUUCUCCAUGCUGGGAUUUGGUUUAGCUUGACCUUGCAUGGGUCUUGCGCAUACUAUCACAACAAAUGUGAGCUCAUAUGAGCAAGUGGCCGGGCAUAUCCAGAAAAGAUUUUCUUGUAGUCACGCAUCACCUCUGGCUCUUACAAUCUUUUGUCCUUUUUCCCAGUGACCCCUGAGCCAUGGGGUAGACCCCCUGUUUGGGGCCAAGCAUUCUGCAGUCUCCAUUUUUUUACUACAGAAGGCAGCUUCUCCUAUGAGGGUCCUGAUGUGCAUUAAUCUGCUGGUAUAGCGAUGAGUCAUUAGGAGGUGGUUCAAUUCUAUCUGUUUAGAAAAAUGAUUAUAGAUUCUGUAAGUUGUGCUCUAUUCAGAGCUGGCAACCCUGAGGUUUCGGUGAUGCCAGCUAACAGGGGGGUUCUGUUCUCCAUCAAUCAAAGAACUCAAAGACAGGGAAAGGCUUGGCUCAAAGUGCAAGUUUAUUAGCAAGCGUUACAGACUUUACAGUGGUCAAGCCUCUCGCCCUCCAGAGAUGGAGAGUCCGGACCAACACUGAGGGAGUCUGGAUUUUAUUAGGGUUGAGGGUGUCUCACCCAGCGAUCCCCCCUUCCUUUUUUUCCACUGGUCUAAAGGUGUCCCUGUGCCCUUCUGUAGCAAUGAUUGGGCCUCCGUCUCUGUCUGGAAACACAGAAAUAACUUGUCUGGGGAGAGAGGUUGUCACAGAAGCCUUCUAUAUCUCUCUUUCUCGGUCGUGAGUCCACAGUCAUCGAUGUCACUGAAAAAGAAGCUUCUUGCCCCUUACAGUGAGCAGCAGCAUGGAACACUGGACUUCUACAUGGCCUCCAGGGUCAGCAUGAGCCGUGAACCUCAGCAUGGUCUCUGCUGUGAGGACAGCCCACAGCCAUCAACAUGUCCCUUGGCUGCAGCCCUGACCACAGGCAUCAACAGGUGUGGGAUAUGGGGCUGCUUCAGAUUGCCUACAGCCAGCUGUUAACUAUGAUUGUCUCAUGCUCUAGGAGGAACACGAUUUUUCCCAGCUGCAGAUAGUUUAAUUCUAGGGACUCUGAAGAGGGUAUAAAUGGAAGAGCUCUGAGAGGGAUGAAGGUGUCAGCAGCAACUCCUGCUGCUGCAUUUGCUAUUGCUGGUUUGCUGGAUUGCUGGAUAUUCUGACAGUGAUUGGACUUGCCCCUAGGAAUACAACAUCCCUCAUCAGCAUAACUGUCCAAAGAGGUCUACAUACACUCUACCCUCUAACCUUCUUUCUUGCCUGCCUAGUGUUGGGGGUUGGAAGGGUUUGGGGUGGGGAAGGGUGGUAGAUAUAAGAAGCCAAUAAAGUAGGCUUUUAAAGAAAUAUGUCUACAAGGGCCCAGAUGCCUCCUGGGCUGGACCCAGCCCAAAAGCCUUCUCUCUGACUACUAGCAUUCAUAAUACCAGAAAGCACUAUGCAAGCUUCCAAAGGAUGGAGGCAACCAAUAGUCCUACCCAGCUAUGAUGCUCAGGAACUGUAGCUGUGAUUAGAACUGCUCAGUGACCCCAAAAAUGCAGUGGUAGGAUCUAUACCUUGGCAGUAACAAACAUCUCCCUAAUUGGGCUUAAAACCCACUCAACUACCUAGGGCUAGUGAAGUCAUGAAUCUUAGAGGAGAACCUACAACUUCCAUUUUACUAAACCAGCAUAAUUCCACAUUCUAAAUAUUUGUUCUUACACCAAAUAAGUGUAGUCUUCAGGUAAGUGUAGUCUUCAUCCCUCAUCAAGAAAACUUCUCUUUGCAAUAAAUAGAGGCCAUUACUGGAAACAACCACAACCAAUCAAAAUGCAGAGUUGUGAAGCCCAGUCCCAAAUGAUAACAUCUACAAUAAAACUCUUGAACCAAAGUCUUGGAGAUCAUUGUAGAAGAGGGGACAGGAAGAUUAUAAAAGCCAGGGGAAGAGGCAGUAUGACAGGGCAAGGCAGUGCAAAGGUUCCUUCAUUUUGUGCUCUGGCUGAGAGCAGGAGAAAUAGUCUUCCCCAGAGAAGAGCACAUCAAUUGGUUAUGCAAUACAAAAUGGUCAGCCUAAAAACAUGCAUACAAGUAACUAGAUGGACUGAGCUGGUUGUUUUUGUAUUUAGGAAUAUAUAUCUAUAUAGCUUACAUAACUAAUUGAGAGACUGUAAUCUCUCUAUUAAUCCAGGUAACCCAAGGGAUCUUGUGGGAAAGAGUGGGAGAUAGCUUACAUUGUACCCCACUCUGACCACUGACCCAGGGGACAUUUGCUACAUCAACAGUGACCUCACAAUUACUCUUCAGGCUUUUUAACCCCAAGGCCAACAUCUGUUUCCUUCCUCUGCCAUUUAUCAUUACAUCCAGAGGUAACAUCCUGCCUCCGAGUCACCCAGCAGAUCCAGGGGUCAAGAGAAAAUAGUCACAGGUUCUCCUGUAGGGCACAGGUGAAACAUGAACGUAACAGAAGACAUAGAGGACAUCAAAAAUCUGAUGCCCACUGAGAGGAAGUCCACCUGGAGGUCGGCUGAGGAGAGACGAAUGUCUGACCUCACCCGAGUGCUGGAGUGGCUGGAGCGGAGGCAAGGAAAGAAGAAGCGUGCCCUCCAGAAAAAGGCAGAAGAAGCAAGCCGGGCAAACGAGAAGAUCGGAAAGAAAACCCCAGCCCCUAGGAAGAAGCCAGACAGACCUGGGCACAAAGUGACCUUCCACAAGACCCUAGUUCCACGUAUGGUCAAGAAGAAGGACGUCAGUGCUUACCACAAAGGACCAGACUUAAAGGUCAAGCGCACAAGCUUGACCUCUUCCAGCUUCAGCAGGGAUACUCUUAAGAAGUCUGGCACGCCUGGAUCGAGAAGAGGAUCAGAGAUCACAGAAUUAGACAUCAAGGAUGUCAUCGCGUUAGAGACCAACACCCGGGUAAGCCCAUUCCGCAGACAGAGCUCCGUAGACCCUAUACUUCAGGAAACCAUGUUUGGCAACCGGAGGGUGGGCCUCUGGGCAAACAAGGCUCCUGAAAACCCUUAUGAACGCAAGCUGAAGAGCCUCAUGGAGAAGGGUACAGAGCCCAAGAUAGAGAGCUCCAAGAUGCUGAAGCCAGAGGAGGUGCUGAGCUGCCGGUAUCUGCGUUUGUCCAAGAACAACAUCAAGACCUUGAUCAAGCUGUGCAAGGAUGCGGGGAUGGAUGUGGACAUCCAUCCACACAUGGUGGAGAGCGACAUAGACUCAAAGACCAUAUUCAAGAAUCAGCAUGCCGUGUCGCUGUAGCUGCACUGCCAGCUGGAGGCUCACCCCAUGAGGGCCACCUUGUAGACCAGCUUCUGUAGACCUCGCCAGGAGAACAAGUCAAAUGCAUCAUCACUCACAGGUGUCAUCUUUGUCCUCGGCUCUACACUAUAUCACCUGGGGUGUAACUGGGAAGAGAAAGCUUCUGGGCAUAGUGGCAUUCUCCUGUCUGCCAGCUCAGGUAGAGACCAAGGGGAUCAAGGGCUCAAGUUCAAAGCCAGAUUGGGGCUCCAUGAGGCCCUGUCUAAGACAUCAAAAUGGACUGGGAGGAGUACAAAAGUUGUUUGUUUUGUUGUUUGGGUUUUCUGUUUUGGGGGUUUUGUUUUGUUUUUGUUUUCUGUUUUGUUUGUUUUUCUGUCUUUGUUUUGUUUUUGCCUCUCAGAAGAAAACACUUCUUGAGCAAGAAAGUAGGUUUCAAGUCCCCGUGGGAAGCUCAGAGAGGAGAAAAAGUUGGACAGCUGGAGACACAUCACUGCCAUAUGAGGGACGUAACUGUGUAGGAAACAGGCCCUCGUGUAGGCCUGAGGCUGGUGGCUGAAGUUCUCUCUUGCAAGGGCUGACUCCAUAACAACACAGAUUUUUAUCACUCAUCUUUCCUCACUGGGCGUGCUGCAUGGCUUGCUGGAUUCCUCUCAUGGUCCACUGAAGCCCCACGUCCACCUGCAGAGCUCAUCUGGUUGCACAGAAGUUCUGUCGCACGUGCUCUGGGACCUCUGUGAAACCUGAGCUUGCCAGGGGAAAGCUAGUGCAGCCCUCACUCUCAGGGAAAUGCACAGGCUGGGUAAUCCCUAGACGGUGCCUGGGAUCCUGCCAAUCCCAAAGACAGAAGGGUGAGCAGGGAGGAACCCUGGGCACAAAGUGAGGUCAAAUCCCUGGAGAGGAGAUCUUAGUGUGCUAGAGAAGAAAGGCUUCCCGGAGGAGGCGUCUAGUUUAACUGAGAAAUAAGAAGGCCCGGAUCUGGAUGAGAGAGGUACGGGCAGGCAGAGGAAACGGAACUGCAGGGCCUCGGAGGCUAGGACAGUACAGCAGUUAGGACCCUGUAGUUAAGUGUGGUGGAGGGGACACUGAAGAAAGUCGGGUGUAUGGAGGUUGUAAGCCUUGCUUUGCAACUCUCCAGUGGGUACCUACUGUUGUGCAAUGGCCCAUUACAAGGCUGAGAACAUGGUGUGAGUAGGAGCGUGCAUGCUCCUGCCUCUGUGUGACUCAAACUCUGGAGAGAGGGGAGACUUAAAAUGCUCAUCAACGGGAAUCCAUAGUACCACAAUCACACUACAGGAAACUACAGAGGUGGCCCAGCAUCUGUGGUGACAAGGGUCAGCCUGUCAUAUCUAAAGAUGUGAGGAAGGAAAGGGGUAGGACAGACUGGGCCUCUGGCCUUCCUUCUGGAGUCCCCAUGAGAGGGCUGGGAGGAAUGGGGGAGACCUCUCCUCUGCCCCCUUGGAGGAAAUGUUCAUAGAAAGAAAUGAACAUCUGGAAGUUAACUGAAUUGUAACAAUGAGCUAUUGCCAUGUAACAAUAAAAGCACCCACUUUCUAC